Closterium sp. Naga37s-1 is the source of this 344-nucleotide messenger RNA. NCBI's taxonomy places the organism in Eukaryota, Viridiplantae, Streptophyta, Zygnematophyceae, Desmidiales, Closteriaceae. The record is from the annotation of a GenBank genome assembly.
UGAGCUGCAAGGCAAUGCAUUCUCUGGCCAUCUCCCUGAGUUUGCGUCCUGGAAAAUUCGAUUGCUACAAGUGCUCGAUGUGAGCGACAACCAGCUCAAUGGCUCCCUCCCUGACUCCAUCUCUUGCCUUGAAUCGCUGCAGCACCUGAGCCUUGGAGGCAACAACUUGACAGGCCCCUUGAAUGCGACCCUGGGUAGCCUUGUCAAUCUGAGGUCCCUGAACGUCUCGGGCUCGGGGCUGACCUGUCCUCCAGACGGCAGCAAGUGCCUGGUGAAGCAGAGGAACACCACCAGCUUCUGCCGCCUCUGCUUCUCCUUCUGCUCCUCCUGCACCCCCCUUGCUU